This is a messenger RNA of Aspergillus welwitschiae, 873 nucleotides long. Its product is annotated as RTA1 domain-containing protein. Gene Ontology annotation, cellular component: membrane. The record is from RefSeq and is a predicted model, not a curated record. The transcript is spliced from 3 exons. NCBI's taxonomy places the organism in Eukaryota, Fungi, Ascomycota, Eurotiomycetes, Eurotiales, Aspergillaceae. The coding region runs from base 1 to 873 and encodes 290 amino acids.
AUGUUGUUCCUGAGAUCCACUUUCGUUCUAUAUGAGUACGACCCCAGCCUGGCAGCUGCAGUUAUAUUUGCUGCACUGUUCAUCUUGACCACGGGAUUCCAUCUCUAUCAAAGAUUUCGAAGCCAUGCCAAGUACUUUAAUCCCUUUAUUGUCGGUGGAGUGUUCCAAGUGAUCGGCUAUGUUGCUCGCGCCAAAGCCCAUUUUGACCAGACCUCAACUACCCUAUACUCUAUACAAACUCUUCUUCUUCUACUGGCACCAACCCUCUAUGCAGCCUCGAUAUACAUGGUUUUAGGGAGGAUCAUCACCUUUCUAAAUGCGCCUCAUCUAAGCGUUGUCCCCGUUAAGUGGAUGACGAAAAUAUUUGUCUCUGGCGACGUUCUAUCUUUUAUCCUCCAAGGUGCAGGCGGCGGUAUAAUGGCCAAUGGCUCCACAAGUUCCUUGAAAAUAGGCCAGUGGGUCAUUGUAGUGGGUCUAUGCGUCCAACUACUUUUCUUCGGGGCCUUCUUAAUUGCCUCUAUUACAUUUCAUUGCAGAAUAAGCAAGGACCCUACAGCAGAUUCAGAUAAGGCAAUGAGCCCCACAAAAAGCUGUUUGCCGAAAGACUGGAGAGGUCUUCUAUUCGCAUGCUACUUCGUCAGCGUCCUGAUCCUCAUCCGAUCAGUUUACCGUCUUAUUGAGUUUGCUCAGGGUAAUAGUGGCUAUGUGAUUAGCCAUGAAGUUUUCUUAUAUGUUCUCGACGCGUCAAUGAUGUUUUUGGUCAUGUUGACUAUGAAUCUGUUCCACCCGUCGAUUGUUCUGCAAGAUGGCACUCAUCAUAAGAGUCUUGAACUAGAGGAACUUGGCUUGCAGCGUGAGAAUGGAGAUAUGUGA